CCCCGCUUCGUCUUCUCAGUUUAGAACCGUGCAAAUACAGUCAACCUCUCCACUCUCUCUCUCUCUCUCUCCACUUCCACCAGAACUCUCUCUCUCCUCUUUCCCGCCUAUUUAAUCCUGCAAUGCUCUCUCAAUCCCACUUCCUCUCUCUCUCCUCGAAUCCCUCCCGCUCUCUCCUCACCCGCCAAUUCCCCUCCCCUCCCUCAACCCUAACUCUCCCGAUCCCUCGCCGCACCAAAUUCACUCCGACGACAAUAAUGAUCUCAAACUCAAAGUUAGCUGAUCACACGGAACCAAUCCAUCACUUCGACCUCGACCGAUUCGCCGGGGUCGGCAACGAGCUCGCCGACGCCGCCGGAGAAGUUAUUCGCAAGUACUUCCGCAAGAGCUUUGACAUUCUCGAUAAAGAUGAUUUGAGUCCUGUGACGAUUGCUGAUCGGGCGGCUGAGGAAUCGAUGGUGUCGAUUAUAGAAGAGAAUUUCCCUUCUCACGCAAUUUUCGGAGAAGAGAAUGGUUGGAGAUGUAAGGAGAAAUGUGCAGAAUAUGUUUGGGUUUUAGAUCCGAUAGAUGGAACUAAAAGUUUUAUUACUGGAAAACCCUUGUUUGGCACUCUCAUUGCUUUGCUACACAGAGGUAAACCGAUUCUUGGCAUAAUUGAUCAACCUGUUUUAAGAGAAAGAUGGAUUGGGAUAAAUGGAAGGAAAACUACGCUGAAUGGGGAAGAAGUAUCCACACGCAAUUGUGCAAAGCUUUCACAAUCCUAUCUGUACACAACUAGUCCUCAUCUUUUUAGUGGAGAUGCUGAAGUGGCGUUUGCUCGAGUUAGGAGUAAGGUAAAAGUGCCUCUGUAUGGCUGCGACUGUUACGCUUAUGCUCUUCUCGCCUCAGGUUUUGUGGAUCUUGUGAUUGAGUCUGGUCUUAAGCCAUAUGAUUUCCUUUCGCUAAUACCCGUGAUAGAAGGCGCUGGAGGCGUUAUAACUGAUUGGGGAGGGCAUCAACUUCAGUGGGAAGCUUCUAUAGAUUCACUUCCAGAAAGUUUCAAUGUAUUAGCAGCCGGAGGCAAAGAGCUUCACCAACAAGCUCUAGAGUCAUUGGAAUGGCAAUGAAAAUUUGACCGAAGCAAUUUAAGAUGGUAACAUUUUUCAGCUCUAUUAAUGGUUCACCUACUUGUGCUUAGAAUAGUUGUGGGCUCUGGAGACAGACACAGAAUGACUUGAGGUGAACCGUGGAAGUCGAGAUUAAACAAGUGGAAUAGCGAUUUGUUUUUCUGAUUAUGUCUUUUGAUAAAGUUUUUAAGCAGUCAAUUGCAAGGCAACCUGUCAAAUGUAAGACCUAUGAUAAUCUAUUCCCAAUAAAAAUAGGUUUAAAAUAA
Molecule: messenger RNA, 1372 nt
Organism: Rhododendron vialii
Lineage: Eukaryota; Viridiplantae; Streptophyta; Magnoliopsida; Ericales; Ericaceae
Product: bifunctional phosphatase IMPL2, chloroplastic
Exons: 9
Coding region: 123-1106 (327 amino acids)
Biological process (GO): L-histidine biosynthetic process
Molecular function (GO): histidinol-phosphatase activity
Source: RefSeq, a predicted model, not a curated record